CUCACUCCCUCCACUAGGGGGAUUUCCCAUAUUACACUCUUGGAGGGGGCCAAUCAAGGUUUUAAAAAUUGGCCGGAAGGUAACGUACAGGCUGUUCGUAACAGUUUUUUGAGCUUCUCGAUACGGUUACAUCUUGAUGAACUGGAGAGAUGAAACAUCUCACCGUGUCACCAAUCGGUCUGUUUUCGAUUCACAGACUGAUUCACGGCCAUUACAGCGGAUACUUGUCCGUUAUGGGGUGUUUGUUUAGUUACUUCAUCAAUUUUCAAAAAAUUCACGACUGUUACAACCGAUUCCAUUAGAUAUGUAACGAUAAUACUUCCGAUACCAUUACACAGCAAUGUUUAAUCGUUCCGUCUUCGAAAACCAUUAUUUAAAAGCUUGGGGCCAAUAACCGCCCAAAGAUUCCGAAAACCCUAUUGGUAUGUUUACUUUUAUAGGCUUCGGGGUAGUUGGGUCUCUAAAUUGAGAAGAAAUUGCCUUUUCAUAGUUGGAGAAGAAGUCGGUUGGAAGGCAUGCGAAUUGCUUCUCUUUUCUGUCUCUGAUUACGCAGAAAAGGUGUGUACUCGUCCACUCGGUGAGUCUUCCUCUGCAUUUUUAAAUGUGUUUUCUGUUGCCCACCAAGUGUUCGACCAGUAUCCUCAAACGUGUAUCUCAUGCGAUUUACUUUACAAUUUUUCUACUUCGAUAAAAUGCACGCUGUUACGCAUGCAUCGAAGUUUAAUGGUGAUUCAUUUUGAGAACUUUUAUACGGAUUAGUUCUGUGUGAUUUCUGCAAGUAUUAAAAAGAAACUUCCACUGUAUUUUGAGACUGAGAGACAUAGAAAGCUACUUAUGUUUUGUGCAUAUGUUAUGCGUAGCUUUAGGAUUUUAGCUCAGCGGUAACAAAAACGUAAAAGAUUCUUAAUUUUUUUUUUCAUACAAAGCUCUAUGAAAAAAGAAACUAGUUUAUUUUGGUUGAAAAUUUGUUUGGUUGUUGUGUUGAGCAUAUUGUCUAGCUACACACAAAUUUAAGUGAAUUUUCAGUUACUUUGACUACAUUUGAAUAAUUUAGUGCUGACUAUAUUGAAGAAAAACCAAAUUAUACGUGAAAACAUAAAAAUUUUUAGUGCAAUUUUUUAAACCAGGUCGGGAGAGUGGAGCCGCCCUGCUUAAAUUUUAGUGCAAUUUUUUUAAUCUCAGUUCCACAAAUUUUUUUGGUAAGUAAAGAAUAGGGGUAUAUGGUAAACUCCAAAAUGGUAGCGCAUUUUUUUGGUUAGUUACGUACAUCUGUUGUACUUAUUUUUGUGUGUUAGCUAUGCAUUUGUUAGGUAGUCAUCGUUUUUGUCACCAUUUUUUUUUUAAGUGCCAUAGGCCUCUCCUUUUGAGAUGUCCUGGGUAAGGGUUUGAUAAAUUUCAGUAAUGCAAACUAGAAGUUCUUGAAAGCCUCUUGCAAACAUGGAAAUCCCUUUUCGGAACUGUGGUUCCAGCUGAAAAGAAAAAACCUUUCUGCGAUCAUAUAAAUAGGAAAUCGACUUUAAUUUUAAUAGAUCUAUAUAACUGUAUAUAUAGCUGAAAAAUUUAGAAAUACUGGUUUGCUUAAUUCUUCUAUCUAGAAUACUUGUAUUAUCAUGAAAAAAGAUUUGUGCAAAUACAUUUUCUCAUCCUUUCCUCUAUUAUCACUUAAAUUCGGGGCCUUUAAUAAAAACAUUUUUUUGAUUCGCGAACUGGCUAUACCGUGAUUUGCGUUGUUUGGACGUUGGAUUACUAAUUUUCAACCAAUAAGGAGGGCUUCUUCAUCUUGGUGAGAUAUGAUGCCCAAUGCAAGUGCUGAUCCUCUCUCCAUUCGUUUAGAUGAGAAGCUUACUCGCCUAUCUGGUGCACAUUUUGAGUGGUAUAUUUACAAGAUUCAUGAUAGACUACGUAGGCAGAGUGAAAAGGCCUACGAACUAGAAAUACUGUCGAUUGGACCAUAUCACCGCAGUAAAGGCCAUCUACAGAUGAUGGAAGAACACAAAUUGCAGUAUCUUCAAUUGCUUCUUAAACGAACAGAGGAGACGAGCGUAGAUAGGUACGUCGUAGCCAUGAGGAAAUUGCGGAAAAGAGCGCAAGGAUGUUAUGCAGACUCCAUAAACCUUAGCGAAGAGGAGUUUGUGGAAAUGAUGCUUCUCGACGGCUGUUUUGUCAUUGAAUUUCUCCGCAAGUUCUCUAUGACAAUGCUAAGAGGUACAGACGACCUUCUCUUCAAAAUGGAUUGGAUCCUUCAUAGUAUAUGGCGGGAUUUGAUGCUGUUUGAGAAUCAACUUCCGUUCUUUAUUCUCGUGCAUCUGUUCAACUUGACAAAAAUUCUGGAUCCACGAGACAACAUCAUUGACUUACUGAUACGGUUCUACUACUGCGUCCGGGAACAAUAUUUUUGUAGCAUGUCUCCAGGUCCCGAAAGGUUUUUGAAAAUUUCAUAUGGGAUUUCACCCGACGGCGUGAAGCAUUUUCUCGGACUGUUUCACACUAUUACAUCAUCUUCGUUUGCCAAAUUAGUUUCUAACAGAAAUAGUUGCAAUGAGGGAAAGAGAUGGGAUUACAUAAAUUGCGCAACAGAGCUAUAUGAGGCCGGGAUCAGGUUCAAGAAGGCUAAGCAUACCCCCUUGUUCGACAUAAAGUUCGCAAACGGUACAAUUUAUAUCCCAGAAUUCGCUGUCGAAGAGAAGACCGAUACUAUUUUCAGAAACUUAAUCGCCCACGAGGAGCAUCUGCAGGACGCUGGCCCUAAGUGCAUCACGGAUUACCUAACUUUCUUGUGUUGCCUUAUCAACUCUGCGAAGGAUGUCAGUUUGCUUCGCCGUUGUGGGAUUCUCAACAACAUGCUGGGUGAUGAUGAAGCCGUCUUGGCAUUUUUUAGCAAGGCCUCCACCUGUGUCUUCGUGUCUCGCGGCAGCUUCUGUUACUACGAAGUUUUCAACGACAUAAGUGCGUAUUGUAAGCGUCGACAGAACAUAUGGAUGGCGAAACUCCGGCGGGAUUACUUCAAUGGCCCGUGGAAAAUCAUCUCGUUUCUUGGUGUUGUUUUCUUGCUUCUACUCAGUUUUGCACAGACAAUGUUAUCUGGUCUUGCUUACUUUUGUCAAAAAUGAUGAGCCAAUUUACUGUACCUGUUCGGUGAAUAAACAAAUUCUGUUCGGGCAAUUUAAGCUUUCUGCAAUAUAAAAUGUAAGCUUAGUACA
This is a messenger RNA of Rhododendron vialii, 3200 nucleotides long. RefSeq names its product UPF0481 protein At3g47200-like. The transcript has 2 exons. NCBI's taxonomy places the organism in Eukaryota, Viridiplantae, Streptophyta, Magnoliopsida, Ericales, Ericaceae. The coding region runs from base 1791 to 3110 and encodes 439 amino acids. The record is from RefSeq and is a predicted model, not a curated record.